AUAGAAGUAAAAUAUAAAAAAAAAAGUACCAAAUUCCCCCAUAACUAUCUCUAUAUAUAAGGCUGCUCCACCACUUCCCUUCUCCUCCCAAAAUUCUCAUUUCUCUUAGCUUUUUCUUUUCAAACCCAUUCCAAAAAUUCAAUCUUUUUCCUAAUAAUAAUGGAAUCAGGAGGAGCCCAAUUCUACAGUGGGUGUGAAGAACACCAAUACAAAUCCCAUUUUCUUGAAGCUUGUUUUCUUUGCCAGAGACCUUUGAGUCACAACAUUGACAUCUUCAUGUACAGAGGAAAUACACCAUUUUGCAGCCAAGAAUGCAGGCAAGAACAGAUAGAGAAGGAUGAAGCCAGGGAAAAAAGAUUGAAGCUUUCUUCUUCAUCUUCAUCAUCAUCUUCUUCUUCAUCUUCUUCAAAGAGAAGGUCAAACACACAGAGAAAGUCAACCCAAGAAUCUGCAGCAGACGCCAAGAAAGCUGUAAGAACUGCAGGCACAGUCGCCGUGGCUUAAAAAUCCAAUCUUUUUUUUUCUUGCUUCAAAAAAGAAAAAGAAAAGAAGAAAAUAAUCCACCAUGAGUCCAGGUGGAUUCAUCAAUAAUCAUGUGUGUUAUGC
Cuscuta campestris is the source of this 606-nucleotide messenger RNA. The record is from the annotation of a GenBank genome assembly. Lineage: Eukaryota; Viridiplantae; Streptophyta; Magnoliopsida; Solanales; Convolvulaceae.